AUGGCCGAUGAUGCUAAUGCUAUGGCCAACAACAACCUCGUCCCAACAUUACCCCAACCAAAGAGACCUAGAAGGGGGGACACAGAUUCUAUACGGCUACACUCUUUCCGCCGCCACUCUCUUUCCGCUGCAACUCUCGCAGCCCUAACGGAAUUGAAAACCUUGAAGCUCGUCCACUGUGACUUCGAUUUGCCACAUAACUUUCCAACGCUCACUCGUUUGCGAAACCUCGCUCUGUGGCAUGUCCCCCUCCCCGAAAUCAUUCUUCAGACUUUGAUAGCCAAUUGUAAGUGCCUUCAGACUAUUGAUUUGCUUCACUGCAGUGGAAUUUCCCGUGUUGAGAUCAAUGCUAGGGACCAUAGACAAUUCAAGGAGUUCAGAAUCGCAGCCUGCAGACACUUGGAAGUGCUUGUCAUUGAUUCCCCAACUAUUCGCUCUGUGCACUACUGUGGUCCAAUACCUAGAAUCCGAAUUGUUGAUGCUGCUCAAUUGAAUGAGGCCUUCUUCAAUUUUGAGCCUGCUGGCAACAGAAGAUACCUUCCGGUGUCUGAAAUGGAAAAACUGGUUACUGAUAUACCUAACGUCACGGUUCUGACCACCACAGCUCUUAUUCCUGAGGCUUUGACCACCAAGUUUCGUCGUGGGGUUUUUGGAGAAGCAAACUACAGCUUCUUGAAUCUCAAGGAGCUUCAGUUGAUGAUGGAGGGAGGACUCUUUUGCAAUCCAUAUGAUAUUGUCAUGUUUAUGAUGCGUUGUCCACUCCUGGAACGGCUGUUCAUCGAUAUGAAUGAUUACAAUUUCGAGUGUGGAGUAUAUUGGGAGCUGCAUCAGAAGCCUAAGCUGGACAAAUUGGACCACUACUUCGAUAGGCUCAAAUAUAUUAGGCUAAAGGGUUUCAAGUUUCUGCAGUCUGAACUUCAACUGGUAAAGAUCCUUCUGAAUAAAGCAACUAAUCUGGAGGCCCUUGUUUUCGUCACACCAAAGAAUGGCCGUACUAAGUUAUACAGAGCAGACGCACCUCGAUAUAGCCAGCUUCUUCUAUCUUGGAAAACAUCUCCAGAAGCUAAAAUAGUUUUAUUUGAUCAUAUGAAUGACAAGAGUCGAGUGCGUCCAACUCAUACCAAAUUUUGGUAUUGUUGAUCAAUUAGAGUUUAGAUGGUCACUUAGGAAUUAGGAUGUUAGUUGAAUAGAUAAAAAUAAAAUAAAAUGUAAGAAUUAGUGAAUUACAGGAGUAGAAUGUACUUGGUCCUGUAGCCUUUUCUGGUGCUGUACUGUGACUAAAGAUUUUGCUAAUGAAAAGUGCUAAUUC
Cajanus cajan (pigeon pea) is the source of this 1309-nucleotide messenger RNA. The record is from RefSeq and is a predicted model, not a curated record. Lineage: Eukaryota; Viridiplantae; Streptophyta; Magnoliopsida; Fabales; Fabaceae.